Messenger RNA from Musa acuminata subsp. malaccensis (wild Malaysian banana), 2015 nucleotides. Its product is annotated as pentatricopeptide repeat-containing protein At3g14730. Lineage: Eukaryota; Viridiplantae; Streptophyta; Magnoliopsida; Zingiberales; Musaceae. The record is from RefSeq and is a predicted model, not a curated record. Gene Ontology annotation, molecular function: protein binding.
CCCAUUAAACAUGAUCAUUAAGCCUGUCUUCGCCCUUCGCCCAUGUCUUCGCCUUCGUAGGAGCUUCCACUCCGACCUCCACGAGUACGUCUCCCAGCUCCAGCUCUGCGCCGCCCGCCGACAUCUCCCCAAGGCCCGGGAGCUCCAUGCCCGCCUCCUCGCCACUGGCCUCCACGCCUCCCCCGUCGCCACCUCGGCCCUCAUCUCCCUCUACUCCAAAUGCGCCCGCCCCGCCGACGCCCUCUCCGUCUUCCUCUCCGCCCCGGCUCACCCGUCUAACCUCUUCGUCUGGAAUGCCGCCAUCGCAGGACUUGCCUCCAACGGCCUCCCUUCCGACGCCCUCCGCCUCUUCCGCCGCCUCUCCUCGGAGCCGGGACUCUCCCCGGACGAGUUCACCUUCCCUUGCGCCAUCAGGGCCUGCUCCGAUCUCGGUGCGUCGGAUGAGGUCCGGAAGAUUCAUGCGACGUUGUUCAAGGUCGGUUUCGACGCUGAAGUGUUCGCUGCCAGCGCGUUGAUCCGUGCUUACUUGAACAUGGGACUUGCGGAUGAGGCUGUUAAGGUGUUCGAUGAAUUGCACCAUCGGGAUGUCGCCAUCUGGAACGCCAUGGUGAAUGGUUUUGCGCAGUUGGGUCAGUUUGCUCGCUCUAUGGAUUAUUUCCGCCAGAUGAUGAGCGAAGGAAUGGUUCCGAGUAAGUUCACUGUUACCGGCGUCCUCUCUGUGUUUACCGCGAGGGCUGACCUCGGAAAUGGUCGAAAGAUUCACGCUUUUGUCAUAAAAAUGGGGUUAGACGAUGAGAUUGCUGUCUCCAACUCGCUCAUUGACCUCUACGGCAAGUGCCACGCAUUGGAGGAGGCGGAGGAGAUCUACGAGUCGAUGCAGGAGUGGGAUGCCUACUCAUGGAAUUCGAUGAUGUCUGCUUACCAGUACUCCGCUCAUCAUGCAGGGACUCUCCAACUGUUCCGUCGGAUGAGACACAACGGAGUGAUGCCGGACGCCGUCACUAUUGCUGCCGUCCUUCCAGCUUGCUCUCAGGUGGCAGCGCUAAGGUUCGGGAGAGAAAUCCAUGGCUUCGCCAUUACAAGCGGCAUGAGGGGUGUCAAAGACGAUGUCUUUGUUGACAACGCCUUGAUGGACAUGUACGCCAAAUGUGGCGCUUUGGAGGAAGCGAGACUCCUGUUCAAUGGGAUGCCAAGCCGAGAUGUGGCCUCGUGGAACAUCAUGAUCGAUGCGUAUGGCGCACAUGGACGGGGAGCGGAGGCCGUCGAACUCUUCGAGCAGAUGGUGGUGGUAGGUCCGGCUCCCGAUGAGGUGACAUUUGUCGGGGUGCUCUCAGCCUGCAGCCAUGCCGGGCUGGUGGAGGCUGGAAAGGACUUGCUUCAGCGAAUGGAGGCAGAAUUCGGGUUGGCACCAUCGAUGGAGCACUACGCAUGCGUAGCAGACAUGCUAGGCCGAGCUGGCUUGCUGGAGGAGGCCAAGAGGGUGGCGGAGAAGGCAGGGGCGGGAGGCGCUGGUGUGUGGAGGGCAUAUCUAGCAGCGUGCCGGAUGCAUGGGAAGUCGGCGCAGGCAUCCGAAGCAGCGCAGAGAGUGGCGGAAAUGGAACCCCAAGGAAGCGGGAGUUACGUGCUUCUGGCUAGUACUUAUGGCGGUGCCGGUAAGUACAGUGAGUUGGCAGAGGUCAGGAACCAAAUGAGGAGAAAGGGGCUGAGGAAGGCACCUGGAUGCAGCUGGGUGGAGGUCGGAGGAGCGAGGAUGCACGCCUUCGUUGCAGGCGACCAGGAGCACCCAGAGGCGGCGGAGAUAUACACGGCGCUGCACGGGCUGAUGGGGUGGAUGAGGGAGGCGUGGGGAUACGUUCCUGAGGUGAUCGCUGCUCACGGCGAGUGACAGCUUUGGACUCGUCGGGUACGCCGUCUCCCUCUGGUGUGACGACGGCGUCAAGCCGAUCACGUGCAACACCCAAAUAUUUGUUCAUUUAAAAUAAUUAUUAAUUUUAGUUCACGACGGAUAUCAGAUA